This is a messenger RNA of Rhodotorula toruloides NP11, 759 nucleotides long. RefSeq names its product hydroxyacylglutathione hydrolase. Gene Ontology annotation, molecular function: hydroxyacylglutathione hydrolase activity. NCBI's taxonomy places the organism in Eukaryota, Fungi, Basidiomycota, Microbotryomycetes, Sporidiobolales, Sporidiobolaceae. The transcript is spliced from 11 exons. The record is from RefSeq and is a predicted model, not a curated record. Bases 1 to 759 code for a protein of 252 amino acids.
AUGCGUGUUGUCCCUGUACCCUGCCGUAGCGACAACUACGAGUACCUCAUCAUCGACGAGAAGACCAAGACGACCGCGGUUGUCGACCCCUUCGACCCGCCGAAGCUCCAGGCAGCCGCUGAGAAGGAGGGCGUCCGACUCGGACAGUUCUUGCUCACCACGCAUGGCCACCACGACCAUGCUGGCGGGAACGAGAAGACGACGCAGCUCUACCCGAACAUCAAGGUGUACGCUGGCGGCGAGAACGUCUCGGCUGUCACUGAAGUCCUGAAAGACGGCGACAAGUUCAAGAUUGGCGAGCUCGACGUUACGGCCGUGUAUACUCCCUGCCACACUCGCGACCACAUCUGCUACUACAUCGAGGACAAGGCAAAGAACGAGCGGGCCGUCUUCACCGGAGACACCCUCUUCAUCAGCGGUUGCGGUCGCUUUUUCGAGGGGGAGCCGCAGGAAAUGCACGUCGCCCUGAACGAGAAGCUCGCGUCGCUGCCGGACGAUACGAAGGUCUACUGCGGCCACGAGUACACGACCAGCAACGUUGCGUUCUCGAAGAAGGUCGACCCGGAGAACCCUGCCAUCCUGAAGCUCGAGCAGUUCUGCAAGGAGAACGACGUCACGACCGGCAAGAGCACGAUCGGCGACGAGAAGGAGUGGAACGUAUUCAUGCGCACCUCGAGCCCAGCCGUGCAGAAGGCGACGAACACGACCGAUCCGAUCAAGGCGAUGGGCGUCCUCCGCGAGAUGAAGAACAAGGGUUGA